AUGGCCAGCUUAGAGUCCUGUCCAAAUAGUACUUGAGGUAUCCCUUCAAACAACAAGUAGUACCCCUUCAAAUCAAAUCAAAUAAUUUAUUUGGUUAUUUGAGUCAGGUGUAAUUGACAGGGCGCUUCGUGCUUUGAAAUUUUCUGAAAAUUCGUUCAAAUACCGGGGUUCAAUGGAAGAUUCCACAUAUCGGGGCUACCUGGGGAAACUUCUUUUUCUUCUUUUUCUUAGGUCUGAAGUUUUGAAAUCCUCCUUUUAAGAACAGAAUGAGAAGUGUAACUAAUAAACGACGACUUUGAAUAUUUACAAAAUCAGAAGUUUUUUCCAGGUCACAAUUUUCUUUCAUAGCUUUAAUGGAUGUUUGGGCGAUUUUGAUUUCUGAAGAAAUUUUUCAGAGAAGCUUAUUAGAAAAACUUUGAAUAAGUUCCGAGUUUUCGUUAGUUGAAUUUACUGAAUUGUGGUCCCUGAAAUUUCAUUAUUGUUUUCAAGUUUUUCGCAUUUUUAUGGUGAUUAUCAAGUCGAAAAACGGAUUUCAGAGACCAAGAACAAGGCGGCUGAACUACAGCGAAUUGACGCAACCGGCAUCUUCGCCAACUUCGGCUACGGAGGCGGGCUUGGCGGACUGCCAAAACACGGGCGGGCCAAGAAAAGAACGAUUGUGGAAAGGUCUCCGUCCAAGGAAAAGAAAGAGAAUGAGGCGAUUUUACCGGUAAUUUUCAGUGGUUGAACUAAUCGAAAGGAGAUUUUAGGCGGCGAAGAGAAAGUCGACUGGACUCUUUGGAAGCCCACAGGCUAAGUUAGUAUUCAUCCGAAUAAGUUCUGAACAGGAAUAUUCUUGAAAACUUAGUUUUGUGAGGUUUUUUCGGUCUGAAUUUGAUCUCUGACACUCCAAAAUUCAGUUCUCUUUCUCAUUUUCUGACGAUUAUUUUGAUGCUCUUGGAAUCACUCUGAAAAUGUCACUUUCCUGUUUCCAGAACCCUCCCAACCCCAACAAACGAGUCUCCAGUCACGGUCGACUCGAUGGACGACGAAAUCCACGCCGCGAUUCAAACUCCCGCCCGUCAUCUCCGACCGAGAACUUUCGUGCCCGACGGAGAAUUCUCGCCGCCCAUCGAAGCCAUCCCCACCGUGACCAAAGCUCCGGCCAGCAUCCUGAAGAAACCGAGAACCGGUUUUUCAACUUGAUUCAAGGGUUUCUGAUAACUUUAGUGUAUACAGAAGCUUCCCCGUCACGUGGCCAUAUCCGAUUUGUUGGACUUCCGAAGCUGUCAGACUCGCCCGAAUCGCCAGUUGCGGUUGAUCCCAAGGCUCCUGCUCCUCGUUUUGCGGUUGGUCGAGCUUUUCUGGGGGGAAGAAAAAGCGAGAACUUCGCAAUUUUACAGUGGCCCCUCUAUGGGUUAGAAAGGGAAACAGCACCUACAAGGCCCGAAAAGUGGUCCCUAUAGGGGCUGAAUCAGAGGGAUCUCUAUAGGGGUUUAGGAUCUGACUUCUCAGCCGCUAAAGCUUAAGUGGUCCCUAUAGGAUCGUUUUAUUUUAUUCAAAAAAGGUUUUUUUUUCAGUUUUUUGUAUGGAAAUGCUUCUUCGCAUAGAGCUCAUAAAAAUGAUCGCCUAACAUGUCCCCUAUACAAUCUUUAGUGGUCCCUAUAGGGGUUGGUAAAGUGGUCCCUAGAAAGACCCCUCGAAGGGCCCCUAAGGUCGCCCCUAUAGGGGCCACUCGUUGUCGCGAAACUGCAGUGGGAAAUGAAUAAUUUUUCUGCAAAAAAAGAAUUCUAAAAUUAUUAAUGAAAUAGAAAAAGUCUCCAGUAGUCUUCGCAGUAUGUAUGAGAUGAUGAAAUGAUGAAAAAAAUUGGAAGUAAAAUCAAAAAAACUGUAUCUUUGUAAAAAGAAAGAUUGAAAAAAAAUUCAAUUUUUUUGUUCAUAAAGCGCUGUGAAGCAAGUUUUUUUAAAGAUUUGCUUAAAGAUUUUUAAAGAUGAACAAAAAUUUGCUCAUGAUUGAAGUCGUUGAAGCUUAAAGCUCAUGUUAUCAAUUUUAAUAAAAAAUAAUGUUGUAGAUGGACUUGACUGACGAAUCGGAUGAAGAAAUGGAAUUUGACGGUCAAGUCUCCAGGAGCGAUUUCCUGAAGAAACCAGUGGAACAGAAAGAGCCGGAGCAAGUUGACGUUGAAGAUGAGUGCAUCGAAAUGGAGAAAACGUUCGAAAAAGCCGAAGACACUGGCUUCGAAGUCGCAGAAGACGUCACACCUGAAGAUGUGACUCCGGAAGAAGCAGCUCAAGAAGACGUCACUCCUGAAAAAUCGUCUCCAGAAGAUGUCACUCCUGAUUUAACGACUCCAGAAGUCGUCACUAACGAAGAGGCGGCUUCAGAAGACGUUACUCCUGAAGAGGUGGCUCCUGAAGACGUCACACCCGAAGGAGAGGCUUCAGAAGACGUCACUCCUGAAGAGGUGGCUCUAGAAGCUGUCAAAGAAGUUCUCGCACUAAAUGAGCCUGAAGAGGCGAAUGAGGAGCUCGAAAAGUCGAUGGAAGUUCAAUCUGAUGCCGAUGAGCCUGUUUUUGUCAUCAUCACUGAAGAAGGCGAGGAUGAGAUUUUGGACGUGAAGGUAGAAAGAGAAGAGGGACUGGAAAAAUCGACAGAAGUCCAAGCGGAGGAGCCCGGAAAAGAAGAAGAAGAAGGUCCUCUCAAUGCGACGUUCACCAUUGAGAGAGCUGAGACACCAGUUGUAGAGCCGGAGGAACUGAUGGUAGAGUUUGGUUUCAACUACUUCAAGCGUGAGGAAAAUCUGAACAUUCAUGGUAGAUCUGAUGCUUUGGGUUAUUGGAAAAUAUUGACUCAAUUUAUUUCUUUUUCUGAGAGGCUAGUGUUGAUCUUAGUACAUAUGGACCACAGAAAUGAUUUUUUUUGUUUUCAUCAUCAUCAUCAUUCAUUUCAUACGAAAAAUAAUACAGUUCAAGAGCCGAAAAGACCUCUUUUUUCCAGAUUUUGGGCUAUAUUUUAUUCUGUUAAUUUGUUUUUGGAGUAGUUUUGAUUUUCAGACCUAAUUUGCUUUGAUACAUUUUUUUUAUUAAGAUCUUAGUUCCUUAGAUUUUUUGCUAUGACUUUGGUUCCAGUUUUAGACUUGAAUGAUUCGCUAAUUAUUAGAUUUUCUUGAAACUUUUUGAUUGAGAAUUUUUUGUGGAAAUGAUCGUUUCGAGCCUUUCUUGAAUCACAAAAUAGGAAGAAAUGUGUCGAAUCGGAGAGUUAUUUCAAGGUUUUGAGGCUCCAUAUCUGAAAGUCUAGGUUUGGUUUUUUUUUUUCAACCGAAUCCAUUUUGGCCUGACUAGGGAACGUUUUUUAUCUAUCGCGAGGAAUUUUUAUCUUGUUCUGGAACUAGAGUUGCUAAGGUACACUUCAGAAAAGUUUCAUCAAAUCAAAAGUACAACCGGUGCCUGAAAACGCUCCCUAGUGAAUAUUUUGAAUUGUAAAAAUUGGAAUCCGAGAAACCAGAGCUUCUAUAAAAUAUCGAUUUUUGUAGUAUGGCGUUUCGUUUGACGACGACGGUGUGGAGCGAAGUUUUGAGAUUCAGGCAGAUGAGAAGAAGGAUCUUGAGGUUUUUCCCUGGAGAUUCAAUAAUCAAUCCUUCAUCAUUUUUAGUCUGGCCCAAUCGGUUCGAUGUUUGUCCGAGAAAAGUCGCCCGAGGCUCAAAUCGAAGUAGAAGUGGAAGAGAAGAAGGCAAAGACUCCUUCCAGAUCGUCUUCCCGACUUUCGGUUGGUGGAAAUAUGAAAAUGUGAAGUUGAUUUGCCCGAAAUUGCGAAAAAAAAAUCAGUCGCAUGUGGAAUGGACCGACGCGGCGCGGCUGCGGGGCGGUUAUUUCCAAAUUUCGCUAGACUUCAAUUUGACUUGCGCCCGCUGGCAUUGAAAAUAUUUAGUCCUUUUUAUACGGCCUAAAAGUGCGGGACUUCUCUGCUCUCGACAUCUCUCUCAUGUUUACAUGCUAUUUCCCUGUUUCUCUGACCCCGCCGGAGAGAGAACAGAGAGACGCAGACACGCGAAAACUGUCAAGAUGAACUAUGUCGUUUACUAAAAUUUCUAGGACAAAUUUUAAACCUUUGCGCGAACUGCAGCACGAUAGUUUUGAGCCAUUCCAAUUGCGACCGAGAGGUUUGAAGAAGCGCGCAGAAAAAUUAUAGGUAGCUGCUUUUAGACUGACCCUUUGAGUGCUGAUUUGAAAAAUAAUGAAUUUUUUAAACAAGGGAAAAUUUUCGAAACUGAUGAGUUCUCCUAUGUUUCUCGAAAGGAGUUCAAAAAAGGGAGCCGCCCGGAAAAACCAAAAACGGAAAAAAAAAACCACUUUUUGUUCUCAGACUCGAUCACGACAAGCGUCUGAAGAGCCGGUGGAGAAGCCGACCCCGAAGGCCCGUCGCUCGACUCGUGCCGCUUCUAAGGUCGCAACCCCCGCAGCCCCCGCCAGCUCCACCACGACCAUCAGUCCCUCCCGUCAACGUGGAACGCCGCGAACUCGGCUCUUCAGCGAGCAGACCGUCCAAGUCGUCGACGAUUCCGCUGCGUCGGCCAAACGGAAGACACGGUCGCAGAGCGUCACGGCGAACACUGCCGACGAAGCGACGGCUCCCAAACGCGGUCGCUACGAUUGGAGAUCCAAGCUUGAGGUGCUUUCUGAGACAGGAAGAAGUUCGAAUAGAUUGGAGUAAGAAAGUAGAACAAGUUUUUGAGAUUUUCCAUAUUAGAAAGCUUUGUGAGAUGGUUCAAAAUUGAGAAUGGUUUCAAAUGGAUAUUUUUAAAAUUUUUAAAACUUCGAAGCUUUUUGUCUCGGAUACUUAUAGAAUGGAUAUUUUUUAAGCUUUUUCCAGACUCGGAAGGUUUUUUUGAGAUUUUUUUCGAAAAGGAAAAAUGAUUUCAAAAAGAUAUUUUUCAAGCUUCCUGUUUUGAAAGCGUUUCGAGAUGGCUUAGAAUAGAGAAUGAUUUCAAAUGCUUUUUUUCGAAAUCGGAAGGUUUUUUUGAGAUUUUUUGAAAAUGAGAAUUUUUUCUAAUGGAUAUUAUGGAUAUUUUUUUAAGCUCUUUGAAAUUGAUCAAAAUUGUUUCUAUUGGACAUUUUUAAGUUUUUCCAAACUUGGAAGGUUUUUGAGAAUGUUCGAAAAUGAAGAAAUAGCUUUAAACUUUUUUUUUUCGGAGUAGGAAAAAACUCAAAAAAUUCCUGUUACAGUUCUAUGUUCAUGGAAUAUACUUUUUUUCUGAGAAGUUUAUUGAAAUUUGAUUAAUUUGACCCAUUUUUUUAUCUAAUAAAAGCACUUGGUUGUUGCUAGAAAUACUUACGAAGAUCAAUCUGACUUUGGUGAGUUUUUUUAACAUUUUUUAACAUCGUAAAAAAAAUCUUUAAUUUUGAUGUCUUUCAGAAAGGACUGAAGGAGCUUGAAGAGAGCAGAAAAAUGGAGAAGCCGGCCGAGGAAGCUGAAGUAACUCUGUUGACUGUUUCACUCGUCGAACUUCUUUUCUUCCAGGUCCAAGCGCCUGGAAGCACGACGAAACGUGGAACGAGAAGCCGAACGACCAGCAACAGUUCGACGGCCGACGUCCAAACUCCAUCCAAAAGGACCCGCGCCACGACGAAAGCGGCCAUGGAAACUCUGGUGGAAGUUGAAGAUGUGGGUGUACAGUGCGCGUCAUAAGUAUAGCCCCCUCGUAAUUUCCGAAUUUUUCAUACGUUAGAAAUAAGUUAAGGAUCAUAGAAAAACUAACGAAAAAGUAUUAGAAUUCUAAAGUAGUCCAAGUUUUUAUAUUAAACUUGUUCUCUGACGAAACAAUGAAGCUUUUUCCAGUCAGAGCCCACUUCAACCAGAAGAACCGCAAGAAGCCGAACGACUAGCACCAGCUCCACCGUGCCGACGUCGCCAAAGAGAGGACGUCCACCCAAAAACACAGAAGCCAAGGAGACGCCGAGCAGUGCCGCGAAAAAGACUCCCAGGAGUAGGACCAACAGCGUCAGCAGUACGACGACCAAUGCGGAAACGCCCUCGAAACGCGGAAGACCGCCUAAAGUCGCGCUGGAGACGGUCGAGGAGGACGUCGAAGCGAUGACUACGGUAAUGUAAUAGGGAUGAGAUGCUGGAGUGUUAUUGAGGCCGGGAAAAGUAAUAGUAACAUAGUACUUUGACCCGGACCAAGACAAGAAUAAAGCAAUCGUGAAGGGAUUGAGUCGAAAAAAGCGGAUUUUGGGAGACCAUCAAGUUUGACCCUCAGAGAACCAGUGAAAACGUUAUAAUCUGUUCUAGAGGUUUUCGUUACAUAAUGGAAUAGUUUUGGAAAAAAAAUCGGUUCGGAUUUUUCUACGAAUUCUCAGAAAAUCUCUGAAGGCUUAUGAAGGUUCGUCAUAAUUGCAACCCGCGCCAGAUCCUAUUUUUUGAGACAUUAAUUUUCAAAGCUCGUAUAAAUGACCGUCUUGUGGACGACUAGUCUCCACAAGGAAGUCAUUUUACUUCGCGACUUGGAAUUUUCUACAAAAUGUCUUAAGAAUAUUUCAAAGUUUAUAUGAAGAUCCAUCGAAAUCGCAACCCGCGCCAGCUUCUAGUUUUUGAGAUAAUUAAUUUUGAAGUUCGAAAGGUUAGCCUUAAAACUUGUGUUUUGCAACUUUGGAAAAUCAUAUCUCAAAUACUAGAAUUUUGCGCAGGUAGCAGAGCAAAUUUUUAGAUAAUUCCGAACCGCAAAGUAAAUUGGCCUUCCUUGUCGAAAGUGUCGAAUUUUUGAUGAACUUUCCAAUGUUUUUUAGAAAGGAAAAGCCCGAAAGCUUGGAUUUUCGUGUACUUUUUCGAUGGUAGAAAGUUUGUGAAGCCAUUUUCAUCGAAAAAACGAAAAAUUUUCAAAAACAAAAGGGAGUACUGUUUUGAGCAGCUUUGAUGAGCCAAUGAACACGUUUUUGCGGUUUGAAGCAUGUUCCGUUUCCGAUAAUUUUUCCCCCCUUCGCCACACUUGAAGAAAGCUACAACCUUUCAGACUGCUUCGGCUAAACGCGCCCCCAGGAGCCGAACAGCGAGCACAAGCUCAACAGUAAAUCCGGUGCCGGAAACGCCCAACACCCAGAAGCGACGAGGAAGACCGCCUAAAGCGACCCUGGAACCUAUUACCGACAAUAGCCCGGUUCGUUUCUGAGCGGUUUUAUACUUCACAAGGGAGUAUCUUUACUUUCCGAUUGGGGAUUUAAUGAAAAGUCUUAACUUGCAAAAACUCCUAGUUUUCGAGAAUCAGGGGCUCAAAACUCAAAAAAGCCAAAUUUAACGGAUUUUGCGGGUUCCCUUCGAAUUUCCGGAGUUCUUUCCAUUCAUGGCUCCCCAUACUUUUAAAUUUAGAGUCUGUACUACCUCCUGAGUUGAAGAAGUGUUUUUAUUUUUUGUCAGUACCCUGAAAUUCAAAGUUGAUUUCGAGAAAAGAGAUUUUGAGAUGCUCUCCUUGAGAUCUGGUUUGUAGAUGAUCAUCAGAAAGAUUCAAAUUGAUAGGCCUAAAACUGGAUCUUUCAAAACUAGAAGCUCAAGGUCCAGCGUGUAGAUGAUCAUCAUUUCAAAGUUUUGGUAAUAUGACACGUAGAAUACGCAUUUGAAGCUUCUGAAGCUUCAAGUAUUUACUUAAGGGUUUCUUGAGGUGACCUCUUAAGAACAAUUUUUGAAGCUUGACUCGGACAACUUCAUGAGUCCAAUUCCGUGACGAUCUUGAAGAAAUUGAAGUUAAGAACAUGGUAGUGAGGGAAAUCAGCUCUUUGGAAGUUUGAAAUGGGAAAUUCAAGUUUAUUAGGCUUCUAUCAUUCAAAUCCUGCCCCCUAAAAUUCAUAAAAAAAUUGAAAAAAAGUUUAAAUUUUUUUGACUUCCAAAAAGGUAGUCAACAUAUUUUUUUCUCAUUUUUUUAAAUUUUUCGUUUUUCUAUACUUGCGUUUUUUCUACCACGUAGCUCCAAAUUACACCAUGAAAUUAUAAAUUUUUUUCUCCGAUGUCAUUUUUUUGGAGACUUUGAUUAAUUAUUAUCGGUUUGAAAUUUGAGCAAAAAAUUGUAAAUUUGGGGCUGUUUGGCUUGUCGAAAACCUUCUUGUUAGAUUCUUCAAUUGGGAAAAAAAGUAUUAUAAAACUUUUUCCAGCCGGCCUCGACUACUCGCCGAACUCGUCGCACUCCAUCCAGGACGACCGACUGA
Caenorhabditis auriculariae is the source of this 8169-nucleotide messenger RNA. The record is from the annotation of a GenBank genome assembly. Lineage: Eukaryota; Metazoa; Nematoda; Chromadorea; Rhabditida; Rhabditidae.